Molecule: messenger RNA, 1827 nt
Organism: Serpula lacrymans var. lacrymans S7.9
Lineage: Eukaryota; Fungi; Basidiomycota; Agaricomycetes; Boletales; Serpulaceae
Exons: 11
Coding region: 1-1668 (555 amino acids)
Biological process (GO): transmembrane transport
Cellular component (GO): membrane
Molecular function (GO): transmembrane transporter activity
Source: RefSeq, a predicted model, not a curated record
AUGUCACAGCACGAUAACAGUUUAGAGGCUCUCGCAAAACCUGUCCAGCUUCUUGAAGAUGUCCCUCAGUCUGAUUCAUCUGGUCUGGCGGCCAAGGACUCACAGUUUUGGCUGGUCUUAGGGGCACUCCUUGUCUCUGUCUUUCUGGCUCAGCUGGAGAGUUAUUCAGUCUCGACAGCCUUGCCAACUAUCGUAACAGAGCUCCACAGUAACCAAUUUGUCUGGGUUGCAACUGCGUACGGUCUUGCAAGCACUGCCCUCCUUCCUCUCAGUGGCGGUAUAGCUGAAAUUUUUGGCCGACGCCCCAUCGUCCUAGCUUCUCUUGUAUUGUUUGCUCUGGGAAGUGCGUUGGGCGGCGCGGCUCAGAGCAUGAACAUGCUGAUUGCAGCACGUACUAUCCAAGGAUCAGGUGCAGGAGGUAUAUUCACUUUAAGUCAGAUUAUCCUCUCGGACAUGGUCACUCUCAAAGAACGUGGAACGUACAGUGGACUCUUCGGGCUAACAUGGGCUUUAGGUGGCGGCAUAGGUCCCUUAGUUGGUGGAGCUUUAGCUCAGCCCUCUAGGUGGCGCUGGCUUUUUUAUCUCAACAUACCUAUCGCUGGCUUGGCUUUUCUACUUGUGUUACUGUUUCUCAGGCUUCCGACUCCGGUAGGGACCCUAAAGGAAAAGAUGGCUCGGAUAGACUGGAUUGGUAAUUUUAUUAUCAUUGGUGCAACAUGUGCUUGUGUGAUUGGGCUCACAUGGGGCGGCGUUGUUUACCCGUGGAAGAGUGCUCAAGUCCUCAUCCCCAUCUGCCUAGGUUUCGCAGGUUUGAUUAUGUUCUUCUUGUUUGAAAGUCUCUGGUGUCAGACUCCACUAGUACCAUGGAAUUUGCUCUCGAAUCGGACUAGUUUGAGCGGAUAUAUUCAAAUAUCACUGGGAGCGUUCAUCAACAUCAGCAUUCUCUAUUACAUGCCAGUGUAUUAUCAAGCUUGCAAAGACACAUCUCCAACUGCAUCCGGCGUUGAUCUCUUCGGGCUCAGUUUCUCCACUGCUCCCUUCUCCAUCUUUGCUGGCCUCAGCGUCAGGGCAACGAAGCGAUACAGGCCCCAGUUAUGGUUUGCGUGGUGUUGUAUGCUACUCGGCCUUGGGCUACUCACCACCGUAGACGAGAACACCGCGCAGGCAAAGUCGAUUGGAUAUCAAGUCAUCAUCGGAAUAGGUGUCGGAAUUGUGUUUUCAGGCACAUAUUUCCCUGUCCUCGCCCCGUUGCCUGUGACUUCAAACGCGUAUGCGUUGUCCUUCUUUGUUUUUGUUCGUACUCUUGCGCAGGUCUGGGCUGUGACGAUUGAAGGCGCAGUGCUCCAAAACGAACUUCAGAAACGUACUCCCCUCACGCUCUUCCAAGGCACACAAUCAGCUCAAAGCACAGACAUCGCGUACUCCAUCAUUCCGCUCAUCCCGCAACUUCCUCCACUCACGAAGGCAGUCGUACGUCAGGCGUUUGCAGUGUCGCUAGUAAUGCUCUGGAAGAUUCUUAUCGUUGUAGCAGGUAUUGGGCUCUUGUCUAGUUUGCUGAUGAGAGGGUUGCCGCUUCACUCGCAGAAAGAUGAGAAGUGGGCAUUGCAGGAACGCCAGAGUGCCGGUGGACGUGAAGAUGGGGAGGAUGUCGAGGCAGAUAGGGAGUGAGGUCACUCAAUUGAAUGUUAGUUAUGCACUACAACAAUUAGAAUCAAUGCAUCUUGUACUAUAAACGCAUGGAAUUCGAAUGGGCAAUGGCGGGUGUACAUAGAUGAGCUUGUGUACUUUGAAGCCUACUGAUUGCAAUUUAGCUAGGUCAUCCACUGU